AUUGAUGCCAACGUCGUUGGCAUAGCAAACGAUUGCGCCCUAUAAUAUCAACAAGAAUUAGCUAUUGCGCCAUUUUGUUCGUCAAAUAUGAAAUGGACUAUAUUACGAAGAAUUUGCUCAUUUGAAAAGAUUAGCAAUGCGAAAGUAAUUGCACGCAUUUUCGGCGUUCAAAGGCACGCAUUUGAACAGUACCUAUCGAUAGAUCAAUGAUGUUUAACACGCCGGAAGUGAAUCUAAAAAGACGUAUGUCCAAAUAUGGUAUCUAAACGAUUGCUUCGCCAUAUACGGCGUUGAUUUCCCCAAAUAAGUAUCCCGGCACGUGUGUUAUUAUUCCUUCUGCCAUAUAAAAAGCUUCCUACAACAUGGACAACGAUCAGAAUGAAAUAAGUGAGACUAUCAUCACUCAGGGAAACAUUGAAACUUCGACUCAACAAAACAACGAGACAGUCACGGAAGGCGACAUGCAGCAAUCACAACAACAACAGCAUUUACAUAGGGGUGUAAAAAGAGAUGUCGACGAAAUAAACAGUAGCUCAUCGGAUCAUGAGGAUAUUGAGGAUAGUAAGAUCGGUAUUAAACCAGGAAAGAAAACUCGUGGUCGAGUGAAGAUAAAAAUGGAAUAUAUUGAUAAUAAAUUGAGAAGAUAUACAACUUUUAGCAAGCGGAAGACCGGCAUAAUGAAGAAGGCUUACGAGCUCAGUACUUUAACUGGCACACAAGUGAUGCUUCUUGUUGCAUCAGAAACAGGUCAUGUCUAUACUUUUGCAACGCGGAAACUUCAACCAAUGAUAACUUCAGAGAGUGGUAAAGCCUUGAUACAGACAUGCUUAAAUUCUCCAGACCCUGCUCUCAACACUGUAGCCCUUGACCAACGUAUGUCCGCAACUGGUUAUGAAGAACCGGACCUUUCUUAUUCUUCCCAUGAAACUGCAGUCAAUGGCGACAAGGACGGGAAAGCAUCCAUAUUCCUGAAUCAGAAUAUCGACUUAAAUCAAGCUGGCAGCGGUUCCAUGACCGGAAUCACUUUGCAAACAGCUGGAAAUGGUUCUUUUCCGAUGACUACCUAUUUACCACCAUCAACAACACAAGCAUUGAACGCGUCUAAGUCUGGUGUCCAAUCCCUUUCAGUCCAGACCGUGCAUGGUGCAGGCUACGCUACGAUAUUUUCACCUCCAGGAGCAACUUUCCCUAAUGGAGCAUAUCAGUUGGGUUCUGGUGGGCAGCAACCUCUUCCUCAGGUGGUUAAUCCACAUCUCCACCGAAUGCAGGCAGCAACAACAUCUGCAAACUCACACAUGGACUCGACGGUGACGUCACAUAAUCAUCACGGAAGUCCCGAGCAUGCUGGCGGUGAGAGUCCAGGCCACCACAGACAUAUGUCAGGCGUUCCAAUCAACGUUUUGUCCAUGCCAGGAAACGAGAGCAGUCAGAACAAUGCCGCGGUCUACACCAGUGGGAAUAUGCCAUUGAUUUACAACUCUGGUAGUUUACUGUAUGCUACACCUCCUACCACUCAAAAUGAUGGCGAUUCAUCUGUUCAGUCACAUAUUGUUAUGCAUGAUGGUAACAUUGUUACCAAUCAAGGUAUUCCUGUUUCUUUACAACAUGUACCAACGCAACUCCAGGUGCAUCAGGAAUACUCGAAUUCGUUGCAGCAUCAUUCAAAUGGGAUGCAUGACAACCACAAUUCUACAAAUGAAAUGGUAGGAUUGGUCGAUCCCAGUUCUCUUACUGUGCACGCGGAAGGAGCAAUGGAGAAGAACAUGGGCUCACAUAAAUAAUGACGUCGUUUGCUCAUGCUGUUGCAGAAGAAAGAACGACUGCGUUCUAUAACGCAAUCACACAUUACGUCAUGUUGACGUAAUUGUCUUUAGUGAUUGACGUUUCUUGCCAUUGCGGAAUUGAUUGCGUUAGGAUGUAAAGAAGUCAUGUGUUAUUGUAUGGUUCGAUGUACUGGUUGUGGGAACCAUCUAUCGUAAAGGAUACGGCAUGUGUUGUUUGUCUUUUGGCGUGGAUUUCUUUUAUUUGGUGUUAAAAGCUCGGUGUUCAUGGUUUUAGGAUUUCUAUUAAAAUUGAGAACAAUUUGAGGAAAUAAUAUGUAUUUUUUGAAAGGUGACGAUAUCCGCUCUUUGUUUUUAAUCGAAAAGCAGUUCUUCCUCAUAUGAACUCAGGAGCUGCCAAAAAAUCACAUGAUAAACAUAACGGAACAUUAUUGUUCCGUUCGCACGCGGAACCGGAAAGAUGGCGUGAUGUUUAAAGAAGGCGUGAAGAGUGCCUUUGAAGUAUUGAUAGUCGAUUUUAAUUGUGACGAGACAUAACAUAACAUUAUUGUUAGAAAAUAAUUUGUACAUUCCGAUUGUAUAUAGUAUUUUGUAGUAAUUUGUAAAUAACCACAGUGUUAUCAUAGAUUCAGCGUUUAAAGAGAUGUAUAACAUAACAA
Molecule: messenger RNA, 2440 nt
Organism: Xenia sp. Carnegie-2017
Lineage: Eukaryota; Metazoa; Cnidaria; Anthozoa; Malacalcyonacea; Xeniidae
Product: serum response factor-like
Exons: 5
Coding region: 363-1781 (472 amino acids)
Biological process (GO): positive regulation of transcription by RNA polymerase II
Molecular function (GO): DNA-binding transcription factor activity, RNA polymerase II-specific; RNA polymerase II cis-regulatory region sequence-specific DNA binding; protein dimerization activity
Source: RefSeq, a predicted model, not a curated record